GAAAUAUUUCACGUAAAAACAAGUCGCGAGCUUAGUUCAAGAAAAUUCGUUAGCAACAGCAAAAAGUAAAAAACACAAACAGACAAUUUUUUGUUGAGAAUGGCCGAUAACAAUAACAAUAGUAGUCUCGUUGAGUCAAUCUUGAAUGCACCUGUCGCUAAAACACUUGACUUUCAAAGUGCUAAUUUGCAAGCUAGCAAGAUAGUUGAAUCUAGCCAAAUUUCCCAAUCGUCAAGCAGCUCAAUUAAAAUUUCUUCUUCUUCCUCAACAAAAAUUUCGUCGUCGUCUUCGGUAAAAAAAUCCGUAUCGGAAUCCACUUCAACCAUGUCGUCGUCAUCCGUACAGGUAAAAGAGGGAAGUCGGGCUGAAAGUGUGGGCAUUAAAUUAGGUGAUUCUAUUAUUAGGAUUAACGGCAUACCGACUGCGGGCAUGUCACUCAACGAGGCACAACGGGCACUUGAAUAUGCGGGAGAUGAUUUGCGAUUGACCCUUUCCAACUUUGAUGACGAUGACAACGAUUCCCCGCCAAAAGAGAUGCGCGAAGUAAUUCUUGCAGGUAAAAUUAAAUUGCCGACACCGCCUCCUCCAGAGACACCCAUUGUAAUUGAAAAACCUGUUUUAAAGCGUGUCGUAAAUCCCGAGAAACAAAAGCAAUGUUGGCAUCCCGUUAUGUGGCAUUCGCCUCCGUUACCGAAUCAAGUCGAAGAUUUCGGUAAUGACAAGCCACACGGGCGCAUUGUGCGGAAUGUCAGACGUUUCUUGACGGAAUGCAAAGACCCGGAAGAGCGCCAACGUAUAAUUGAACGAAUGUUUCUCGCUUUGCCGGCAGCCAGCAAACAAAAGGAAGAUGAUCCGGAGGAAGAGGAGUUGGAACGUCAAAAAUUGGCGGAAUUACGUCGUUUGUCUCUUGCGAUGCGUGGAGAAAUUCAAGAAGAUUAAAAAAAAGUCGUCUUUCUAACAAAUUUCAUUACUAACAAAAAAAUUUUUCCCAAAAAGAAAUUUUUAUUCUGAAAAUUAUUUCCUGACCAAUUUUUAUUAAAUGUUAACUUUUGUAUAUUUAUUUGCCCCGAAAAUCCAAUAAAGUGCCCACAAAGUAUUGAAAUGCCUCAAAUAGGAAAAUCAAAA
Molecule: messenger RNA, 1125 nt
Organism: Culicoides brevitarsis
Lineage: Eukaryota; Metazoa; Arthropoda; Insecta; Diptera; Ceratopogonidae
Product: PDZ and LIM domain protein 7-like
Exons: 5
Coding region: 100-939 (279 amino acids)
Biological process (GO): actin cytoskeleton organization; muscle structure development
Cellular component (GO): stress fiber; filamentous actin; adherens junction
Molecular function (GO): actin binding; muscle alpha-actinin binding
Source: RefSeq, a predicted model, not a curated record